Rubroshorea leprosula is the source of this 468-nucleotide messenger RNA. The record is from the annotation of a GenBank genome assembly. NCBI's taxonomy places the organism in Eukaryota, Viridiplantae, Streptophyta, Magnoliopsida, Malvales, Dipterocarpaceae.
CUCAUCGGAUCUCCCAUGAUCUCCGGCAACCGUCGAACGUAAUUUACAGAGGUUUGAGUUUGAUCAUGUCACUUGACCCUUUUCUGGGGAAUGUAUUUGCUAAUGCAACUGGUAAUCUUUUAUCGGAUGGUAUUGAAGGACUUGUGAAUUAUGCAUCUGGUAACCUGUUAAGGUCCUUUGAGAGUGACUAUGGGACAUUGAAAAGGGCAGCAGCAUUGCUUCAGGCUCAAAGAGAUGAUAAUGAGUGGAGAGUCCAGCAAAAUAAAACAAAAACAACCUCUAGUUAUUACAAUCAGUGGCGCAACAGUGUGAUGAUUAUUCUUGAAGAGGUGGAAACAUUAAAGGCUCAAUAUGAGCAAGAGAUGAAUCUGUUGUCAAAUGUUGUGAACAGAUCACAUAUUUGUGAAAGAGUGCAGCAGAUAUCCCAAGAAGUCCAUGUUCUUUUAAAACAUGGAGAAUUUCAGGCAG